Molecule: messenger RNA, 1805 nt
Organism: Columba livia (rock pigeon)
Lineage: Eukaryota; Metazoa; Chordata; Aves; Columbiformes; Columbidae
Gene: DLX2
Product: distal-less homeobox 2
Exons: 3
Coding region: 180-998 (272 amino acids)
Biological process (GO): negative regulation of transcription by RNA polymerase II; cell differentiation; embryo development
Molecular function (GO): RNA polymerase II cis-regulatory region sequence-specific DNA binding; DNA-binding transcription factor activity, RNA polymerase II-specific
Source: RefSeq, a predicted model, not a curated record
GCGGCGCCGCAGAGCCCGUCCCGCUGACGGCGGCGGGAGCGCGGCUGCCCGGCCCGGCCCGGCCCCGCGGGCGCGGAGUGGAGCGCAGCGAGCAUGGUGGCGCGGCCCUGACCACCUCUCCCUGGUGGGGACGGCCGAGGGGCGGCGGCAGCCCGUGCCCCGGCGGGCGGGGGCGCAGGAUGACCGGGGUGCUGGAGAGCCUGGUGCCGGACAUGCACGCCAGCCAGAUCUCCGCCGGCAGCUACCACCAGCACAGCGGCCUGCACAAACCGCAGGAGUCUCCUACACUGCCCGUCUCUACGGCCACCGACAGCAGCUACUACACCAACCAGCAGCACGGGGCUGCGGGCGGGACGCCCUAUGGCCCGGUGGGCUCCUACCCCUAUGCGGGCGGUGGCACCGCCCCCUACUCCGCCAAGGCCGGCUACGACCUGGGCUACGCUGGCGUCUACGGUUCCUACGGGCCCUACGGCAGCAGGGCCUCUCCGGCCAACAACGACUCCGCAGAGAAGGAAGACUGCGAGCCGGAGAUCAGGAUCGUGAACGGGAAGCCGAAGAAAGUGCGGAAGCCCCGGACCAUCUACUCCAGUUUCCAGCUGGCAGCUCUGCAGAGGCGCUUCCAGAAAACCCAGUACCUCGCCCUGCCCGAGAGAGCGGAGCUGGCGGCCUCCCUGGGCCUCACUCAGACACAGGUGAAAAUCUGGUUUCAGAACCGCCGCUCCAAGUUCAAGAAGAUGUGGAAGAGCAGCGAGAUCCCGGCGGAGCCGCCCCCCCGCCGCAGCGCUUCGCCGCCGCCCCCCGCCUCGCCCCCGGCCUGGGACUUCGCGCCGCACCCGCGCACGGCGGCCGGCACCGCCAGCCCCAGCCCCGCCGCCGCCUUCCUCGGCAGCUACUCGUGGUACCCGCCGGCACCCGGCGGCCCCCCGCACCUGCCGGCGGCCGCCCCCGUCCCGCAGCCGGCGCAAGCGCCGCACCACCACGGCGGCGGCCUCUUCUAGGCGCCGCAGAGACUUGAACCCGAGGGCCUGCGGCCGGCGGCCGCGGGUACCGAGGUGCAGCACUGGUGUUUAGAUGAAGCCUGGCUCCGGCCGUCCCAGCGGAGAUGAAUCGCUCCACGCUCCAUCCCGUCACGCUGCCGGCGGCGGACCCCGUGUGCGCUCAGCCCUGCAGGGUCCGCCCGCCCGCCGGCCAAAAUAACUGCGUUGCAGAACACCCACAUCCUCUCCUUCUGUCCCUCUUCCUCAUCCCUGGCUUCUUCAUCGAACCACCGGUGCCGAACUUUUGUUAACUUUAUUUUUAUUUUUUUAAAGUUGAUAGGUGCCUUUGCGGAUGACCUCAUUUUGAUGUUGGGGAAUAAAAAAAAAUAAAAUGAUAAGAAAAAAAAAGAUAAAUAAUUUUUAUAUGUAGAUUUAAAACAAGAGCCUGCCGUGUUUAGUUAUCCUUUUUAGUCGUGUACGAAACCGUCCAGCGACGAAGGCCGGUUGCCGGCGGCCGGAGCCGGGGCGGCUCUGCCCCUCCGGCGGGGGAGCUCCCGCCUGCACGGUGCCUCCGGGAAGGUUUGGUGCCCCGACGGGGCCUCCCCGGGGCGAGCACCGAGCCGUGGCGAGCCCUCCCAUCCGCCGCCCCGCCAGCAACCCAGCCGCUGGUCCUGCCCCUGCGCCGUUUGAUGUCUGCCGUGGUGAAAGAAAACAAAACAAAAGUUAAAAAGGUAUUUUCGGUUAUUUAUUAUAGAAAACUUAAACACUCUUUUAUGUUUCUUUUACAAUAAGCAGAGAUUAUUUAAAUAAAUUAUUGUUUCCACUGUG